AUGGAGUUGAACCGUGGGCAUUUUCGCGCGAUUACUUUCUACAACUUUCGACGUGGACUAACUCAACAGCAAUGCAUGGAUGAACUUGGUUCAAUUUUUGGUGAUGAAGCUCCAUCCAGGAUCAGUGCUUAUCGAUGGUACAGUGAGUUCACCCGAGGUCGUAAUUCACUCGAAGACGAAUUUCGUGGAGGUCGUCCAAAAUCAGUUGUCGUUCCGGAAACAGCUCAUGCUGUGCACAAACUAAUACUGCGAGAUCGUCAUGUAACCUAUCGUGAGAUUGAGGCAACCUUGAUCAUUAGUGGGACUAGCUUACAUUCAUUUUUGCAUGAACAUUUCACUGUAAAAAAAUUUGUUGGCGUUGGAUCCCACGCCACGUCAAUGCGAGCUCCAACACAUCGGCUCAAACAACCGCAUUUUUGA
This is a messenger RNA of Haemonchus placei, 420 nucleotides long. NCBI's taxonomy places the organism in Eukaryota, Metazoa, Nematoda, Chromadorea, Rhabditida, Trichostrongylidae. The record is from the annotation of a GenBank genome assembly.